This is a messenger RNA of Amborella trichopoda, 1194 nucleotides long. RefSeq names its product SEC14 cytosolic factor family protein / phosphoglyceride transfer family protein. Lineage: Eukaryota; Viridiplantae; Streptophyta; Magnoliopsida; Amborellales; Amborellaceae. The record is from RefSeq and is a predicted model, not a curated record.
ACUGUUCCAAAAUAUGUGUUAAACCUGGACCAUCUGGAUCAAACUUUGACGAGACGCAAUCGGAAAGCAUAUGCCCUAAAAAAUGGUGGGCAUGCUCUGCUCCCCAGAGAGAGAAAGAGAGAUGGGGAAAGAGAGAGAGAGUUUUAGCAGUAGAGCGAGAGAGUGAGAGAGAUUUGAAUCAAGACGACGAUUUAUUGAUUAUAGAGAGAUAAAAGGGGGGAGAGAGAAGCAUGGCAAGUGGAGGAGAAAAUGAGGAGAGAGAAGAGCAUGUCUCUCUCUUCGUUCUUGCUUCUGAUCUCACAAUAGACCCUCGACCUUUCCUUGAGAAGUCUCAGAGGGAAGCAGAAGAAGAAGAAGAGAGAGAUAUAUGGCAUGAAUGUCCUUCUUCUCUUGCACCUGAAGAUUUCUCAGACCUCGACAUGCUUCAGGUCUUCACUUUGCAGGGAACUGAUAAGCAUGGCAAUCGUAUCGUCCGUAUAGUUGGAAAGCUCUUUCCUGCUCCAGUGAUCAGUGGGGAGAGGCUGAAAAGAUACAUCUUGUAUAAGAUAUCAAGUGAACUACAAGAAAGCCCAUUUUGCAUUGUUUAUAUUCACAGCUGUGUCCAGAAAGAGGAUAACUCUCCAGGGAUUUCCAUUCUAAGGUGGAUUUAUGAAGAUCUUCCCUCAGAUUUCAAGGAGAGACUCCAAAUCGUUUACUUUCUGCAUCCAGGGCUUCGAUCUAGGCUCUUUGUUGCGACUUUCGGGCGCUUUUUAAGUGGAGGUUUGUACUCGAAAAUCCAAUACGUUAGUCGGUUGGAAUAUCUUUGGGAUGAGAUCAAGAAAGGGCAAGUUGAAAUUCCUGAAUUUGUACAAUCUCAUGACAAUGAUCUUGAGCACAGGCCUUUGAUGGACUAUGGCAUAGAGCCGGACCUUCUUCGUCUUCAGGAGAUGCCUUCUUCAUAUUCAUAUAUGAGGCAAGAAGAAAGAUGGGCUUCACGGGCAUACUCUUGAUGUGUUUAGAUUGUUAAACACUUAAUUAUGAAAGUUUGUGUAUACUUCAUAAUCUGUCAUGCAUAGAGAAGGGGAUGUAUUCGGUUUUAUGAACUUGACCAGUUACCCAAACUAAAAUGUAUGAAAACGUUGAGUGUUGUAUGAAACUAUAAAUUGAGCACUUUUGUUGGCUAUUAAUAUGAUUGCAUUUCUAUUUGGUGGUUAA